This is a messenger RNA of Entrophospora sp. SA101, 1563 nucleotides long. Lineage: Eukaryota; Fungi; Glomeromycota; Glomeromycetes; Entrophosporales; Entrophosporaceae. The record is from the annotation of a GenBank genome assembly.
AUGUCAAAGCAUAUCAAGAAACAAAAUUUUUCUAGUUCACCCUCACAACUAACACGAUCAACAGAAUUAAUACAACCAACAGAACCUCUACCAUCUUCUUCAACUUUUUCAAUUAACGAAACUACUUCUACCACCACGGAUUCAAAUCAUACCGGAUCUUUGGCUAGCUAUCUUGAAAAGAAUUACGGUUCUUCAAUUCAACACCAAAAUUUCAUCAAACAGUCUAUUACCUACUCUUUACCCCAAACCACACAUGUCGAUCAGUUUUUAGGAUGUUCUCCAAUCGAAGAUUAUGAAUUGGCCGAUAAAUUGGGAGAAGGAACUUUUGGUGAAGUUCACAAAGGUGUUCAUAAAAAAACCAAAAAAAUAGUAGCAUUAAAAAGAAUUCUAAUGCACAAUGAAAAAGAAGGAAUCCCAUUGACAGCAAUACGUGAGAUAAAGAUCCUCCAUCAACUAAGUCAUCCAAAUAUUGUCACUCUUUCCGAUAUGGCUAUUUCUUACAACCACGAAGUUCAAGGAACUUCACCAAUUUAUAUGGUUUUCCCUUACAUGGACCAUGAUUUAGCUGGACUUAUUGAAAACAAGAGUGUAAUUUUUUCUGUUCCUCAAAUAAAAUGUUAUAUGAAACAACUACUUGAAGGAACCCUUUACCUCCAUCAACAAAAUAUAAUCCAUCGUGAUUUAAAAGCAGCAAAUCUGUUGAUCGAUAACACUGGAAUAUUAAAAAUUGCAGAUUUUGGUUUAUCGAGGCCCGUAAAAAACAAGGCUUUGACUGCUUGUGUGGUCACUCGUUGGUAUCGAGCGCCUGAAAUAUUAUUAGGUGAAAGACAUUAUACUACUGCAAUUGAUAUAUGGGCGAUUGGUUGUGUUUUUGGUGAAAUGCUUAAAAGAUGUCCUAUACUAAUGGGAAAUUCAGACAUUAAUCAACUUCUAGAAAUAUGCAAAUUAUGUGGCACACCUUCAGAAGAAGUGUGGCCAAAAUGGAAAAAGUUGCCUGUUGCAUCCUCUUUCACUCUUCGAGAAUAUCCAAGAAUCAUUUUUAACGAAUUUGAGCCAAAACAUGGCGCCAUAUCUGCCGAUUUACUUGAUAAAUUACUAGUGCUAGACCCUGAAAAAAGACUUAGUGCUUUUGAAGCCUUGAAUCACAAAUAUUUUCAGACAAGUCCUUUACCAGCAAAUCCUGAUGAUUUACCAAAAUAUGAAUCUAGCCAUGAGUACAAUUGUCGUAAAGAAAGAGAUAGAAGAAAACAUCACAGAAAUCAUGGUAAAAACGAUAACGGCCGUACACCAACCAAUCAAACAUCGAGAAAACACAAAUAUGAAUCAAAUCACGACUACAAUUGUCGUAAAGAAGGAGAUAGAAAUAAACAUCAUAGAAGUCACAGUAAAAACAAUAACGACCAUACGCCCACCAAUCAAACAUACAGGAAACACAAAUAUGAAUCUAGUCACGACUACAAUUGUCGUAAAGAAAGAGAUAGAAGUAAACAUCACAGAAGUCAUGAUAAAAAUAAUAACGACCGUACACCAACCAAUCAAACAUCGAAAAAACACAAGUCAUGA